Molecule: messenger RNA, 663 nt
Organism: Umbelopsis ramanniana AG
Lineage: Eukaryota; Fungi; Mucoromycota; Umbelopsidomycetes; Umbelopsidales; Umbelopsidaceae
Exons: 7
Coding region: 141-587 (148 amino acids)
Biological process (GO): RNA splicing
Cellular component (GO): nucleus; exon-exon junction complex
Source: RefSeq, a predicted model, not a curated record
ACCUCCAGUAUCUUAUUCAAUAGGCACAAUAUAUUGAUGCAUAUACCAAGGAAGAAAGACUAUCUUGUUCUAUGACCCUGUGUGGUUCAAAUGGCUUGUAUAUCUGAUGCGGAGGAGGCGGUAGCGUAGCUGGUUGGAUCAUGGGCGCAGACGACGAAUUCUACGUGCGCUAUUACUCAGGUCAUACCGGUCGAUACGGUCAUGAAUUCCUCGAGUUUGAAUUCAGAGGCGACGGCAUGUGCCGAUACGCCAAUAAUUCGCAAUAUCGUAACGACAGCUUGAUUCGCAAAGAAAUGCAUCUCAGCCCAACUAUGUUGAAAGAACUCAAGCGUAUCAUUGAGGACAGCGAGAUUAUGAAGGAAGACGAUAAUCAAUGGCCACGAAAGAACGUAGUGGGUCGACAAGAGCUUGAAAUCCGCUUUGGCAACGAACAUAUUUCUUUCGAGACUGCAAAAUUGCAGUCAUUAGGCGAAGUCCAGGAAAGUAAUGAUCCCGAUGGUCUUCGAGCAUUCUAUUACUUGGUGCAGGAUCUCAAGUGCUUGAUCUUUUCCCUUAUUUCUCUGCACUUUAAGAUCAAACCGAUUUAAUUUCUACAUGGACAUACUGUAAAUUUUCACAAAAAAAUGUGCGUACACUUCUAUUCAUUAAAAUUACAAAAGGAGA